GGUUUCGCCGCGCGGUCCUGCGUCGCCCUCCGCUCGUCCGUCCGCGACCGUGAUUGUCCGCCGUCGUCGUCCGUUUCGCGCGCCUCACAAAAGACCGGAAAACCCUUUAAUCUCGAUCGCCACUUCUCUCCGCGCUCGUCUCUUUUUGUCCCCGCGCCGCGCCGCAGCCCCCACACACGCCGCUAAUUAAAGGGUCGUCUCCGCUUUCGCCGGCCUUUUCAGAAUAGGUUAUUUAAUAAAUGAGUCAGAAAACUUGGUCCCAUUCUUGCGAAAUGACGUCUACUUAAUCUCGUGACGUUUCCGUAAAGACGAGAUCAGAUUACGUCACGAAUCCAGGGCGUUUACGGCUGACUGACUGCAUUCAACGCGAUCUCAACUGUCCGUGGAAAAAUGCGCCGGAGAAUCGCAAAGGAAAACAUUUUCCCCGGGACAGCAUCGGAUGGCAUCUCUUUGACGUGAACGAUGUCUGAAAGGCCAAAGUUGCUGUGACCUAUCUGGCUGGCGUAACCACAGUUUUCAACAGUUUUGGCUGGAAACGUUCCUUGUUUUCAGAAGUGACUGCUGCUUAAAUCGUGAAUAUUCAGAUUAGGCUCGAGCAUGGAGUUGGAGGAUUUAUACAGGCGGUAUUGUGCUCGGCUGAAACAUUCCUUGUUCGUCGCUUGCCUUUGUUUCUCGUUCUUGUUGUCUUUAAUUUGCUUCAUCAUUCUUGCAAUUUUAUCUGAGAGUCUGUCGGGGCGGGCGUUGCCGCUGACGGUGCUGGGUCUGAUGACGCUGAGCUUGGGGGUGCUGCUGGGGGUGAGCCAGGUGGCCUCGCUGCUGAAGGAGCCGCGGGUGUGCUUGGCCCUGUCUCUGGUGGCCGUGGCGGUGCUCUGCGCCGGGCUGGGCACGCUCAUGGGCGCCGAGGCCUCGCUCCCGCUCUUCGCCGUCCUCCUGGGCGUCCACACCGUCCUCCCCAUCGCUGCCGCCCACUCCAUCGUCCUCGCCGCCGUCGUCACCUUCGCCCACCUCGCCCUCGUUGUCCUCGCACGGCAACACCACCCCGACUCCCUCUUCUACACACAGGUCGGGACGGAGACGCUGUUCCUGCUCUCGGCGAGCGUGGUGGGAGUCUACUACCGAUACAUGACCGAGGUGGCGCAUCACCAGACGUUCGUGGGCACGCGCACAUGCAUCGAGUCGCGGGUCAAACUCGAGUGCGAGAAGGAGCAACAGGAACAACUCCUCCUCAGCGUCAUCCCCGCUUACAUUGCUGCCGAGGUGAAGCGGAGCAUCAUGCUGAAGAUGGCAGACGCCUGUCAGGACGUUUCCAGCAAGCAGACCAGAUUCCACGAGAUGUACGUUCAACGUCACAAUAACGUCAGUAUUUUGUAUGCAGACAUAGUAAAUUUCACUCCUCUCUCGGAGCAGCUUAGCGCCUCGGACCUGGUUAAAACCCUUAAUGAGUUAUUCGGACGUUUUGAUCAAAUUGCGCAGGACAAUCAAUGCAUGCGAAUAAAAAUAUUGGGGGACUGCUACUACUGUGUCUCAGGAUUGCCAAUAUCAAGACCGAAUCACGCCUACAAUUGCGUCAACAUGGGUCUCCAAAUGAUCGAGGCUAUCAGGUUUGUUCGAGAGGCAACCGGAUUCAACGUAGACAUGCGCAUUGGUAUUCACACCGGCAAUGUUCUUUGCGGCGUGCUUGGACUCAGGAAAUGGCAGUUUGAUGUAUGGAGUGAUGACGUCACAUUAGCAAACCACAUGGAGUCCGGUGGCGUUCCAGGACGUGUCCAUAUCACGAGGGCAACAUUGAACCAGCUAAAUAACAAAUUUCAAGUUGAGCCUGGAGACGGACACAAGAGGGAGGCAUACCUAGCCGAUCACAAAGUAGAAACCUACUUAAUCAUACCUCCAUCGAGGAGGAAUGACGGUACUACAGUGGAGGGACGACUGUCUUGCGCGGGACUGCAAGAUGAGAGCAGUGGCCUGUUGAAAACUUAUAGGUCACCGAGCAAGAUGACCAAGUAUGUGGAGUGUUGGGGUGCAGAUAAGCCCUUCGCGAACAUCACCGAAAGCACCCUUGCUAAAAAUAUAGGUCUUACGAGUAUUGCAAUGAUUGAGUCUAAUUUAUUACCUCAGCAUAAUUUCUGUAUGGAAUGCAAGAAAUGGAUGAACUCCGACGAAAUGAGCCCUCUGCUUCUUCGGUAUCGGCGUGACAGCCAGGAACACAGCUUCAGGAAUUUGACAGACUACAAAUUUCGUCACUAUAUCUCUGCUGCAAUUUGUCUCUUUCUCGUCAUGCUUUUGAUUCAACUCAUAAACAUACCAAAGAGCCUGAUUUUCGUGACUAGUUUCGGAGUGACUUUCAUUGUUUUGUUGAUGCUCCGGUUCUUGAGUCGUGCCAAGUCGUUGGACGGUGACGAGGACAGCCGAAGCAGGGUCGUGGCCGGUGGCGGCGCCUCGGAACAACCCCUUGCGCUCACCUUCACAGGCAACUGGUGGCUCCGACUUGCCUGCUUCCUCAUUGUCGUCAUCUUGGUCUCCCUUUGUGCUGUCGUCACCUUGAUUGGUUUAGAAACCAAUUUGUCGAUAGAGCACAAUGAAGAAAUUAUUGGAAGGUCUCGGCUGAAAAAUUUCACCCUCUCUGUCUAUGAAAGAUGGGGCAUGGAAAACUUUUCGUUCGAGUUACUGCUGGCUGCACUUGUACCGACUUACAUCUACAGUUCGGUGCUGAGCAUCGCCGUGAUCUCUGUCUUCCUCCGAAUCGGGUUCCUUCUCAAGUUGAGUCUAAUGUCUGCCGUUGGUGUCAGCCACCUGACUAUUUACAGUUCUCUGUCUUUCUUCCGCCAUUACUACAACAUUGACACUAACAAAUAUGAAGAGGUGCCGUGGCAGCUACGGCUAUGGAUACCGCCGCUGAUCAUCAUAAUGGUGUUCCACAUCCUGGAUCGGCAGAUCGAGUUCACGGCGCGCUCCGAGUUCCUGUGGCAGUCCAAGCUCCAGGUCGAGCAGGAGGAGGUGGAGACGAUGCGCGGUAUCAACAAGAUCCUCCUGGAAAACAUCCUCCCCGCCCACGUCGCCCAGCAUUUCCUCCAAACGAGAAUAACCCAAGAGCUAUAUCAUGAACGAUAUAACUGCAUCGCUGUAAUGUUUGCAUCGAUUCCCAAUUACAAAGAAUUCUAUGAUGAAAAUGAUGUCAAUAAACAGGGCCUUGAGUGUCUGAGGCUACUCAACGAAAUCAUCUGUGAUUUUGAUAAGCUGCUCCUGAAACCCAAGUUCAGUUGCAUAGAGAAAAUCAAAACAAUCGGUAGCACUUACAUGUUGGCUUCCGGCUUGAGGCCCGGCAAGGAAGAGGAAGCGAGUGUGCAGCGAAUAAACAAGCAGCAAGAACACAACAUUGUGACCUUAGUAGAUUUUGCAAUAGCUUUAAUGACAAUAUUAGAUCAAAUUAAUAAAGAAUCCUUCCAAAGAUUUAAAUUAAGAAUAGGAUUGAAUCAUGGACCAGUGAUAGCCGGUGUGGUAGGAGCUCAAAAACCUCAGUACGACAUCUGGGGGAACACAGUCAAUGUUGCCUCCCGUAUGGAUAGCUGUGGAGUCAUGGGCCAAUUACAGGUCACUGAGGACACCGCAAAAAUUUUGAUUGGUGCAGGCUACGACUGUGUGUGUCGAGGCCCGACUUACGUCAAAGGAAAGGGAACUUUAACAACAUACUUCGUUAACACGCCUUUCUCGGAUAAAUAACCCUCUCAUCAGAGUCAUUUUGCGCAUGAGAGAGUCAAAAUGCUGGAAAACACUGGAUUAAGAAGGCAAAAUCUGCACAUGCUAAGUGAAAUUUUCCUGAUUUGUAAAGCCUCUUAUGUUAAAAUUGGACAAUUUAUUACAAACUUAGAAACAUCCCCUCAAUAUUUUCGUCUUCCGUAUGAAAUCCGUGUGAUUUAUAUUGCCUUUUACUAAAAUUUGGACACUUCCCUGAAAACAUAAUAUCUCUGCUUUAGUAUCGUUGAAAUGUGUGCAAAAUCUGUUCUCUUAAUCAUGUCUAAUGUCUCUUGUCUAAUAUCUAAUGAAGCAUUGCUCAUCAUAAUGCAACGGAUGGAAUCAUUGUAAGAAAAGUUCCAUAUGGUGAAUAUAGAGAUUGGGUAUAUAUAUUAUAUACGGAGGUAGGUAUACUGCACAGUAAAUAUAGUUUGAUGACCUUGAAUUGAAGGAAAGUAUCUGUUUGCUUCUGUCGAUUCCAUAUUAAAAUAUUAAAUCAACAGAAUGACGA
Bemisia tabaci is the source of this 4240-nucleotide messenger RNA. It is a transcript of the gene Ac76E, whose product is annotated as adenylate cyclase type 2 Ac76E. Lineage: Eukaryota; Metazoa; Arthropoda; Insecta; Hemiptera; Aleyrodidae. Gene Ontology annotation, cellular component: plasma membrane. Gene Ontology annotation, molecular function: adenylate cyclase activity. The record is from RefSeq and is a predicted model, not a curated record. Gene Ontology annotation, biological process: intracellular signal transduction; adenylate cyclase-activating G protein-coupled receptor signaling pathway; cAMP biosynthetic process.